AUGGGAGCCCAAACUAGCUUGACUACAGCCAGAGUGGAGGAGCUCCUGCGUAAAGUGGAUGACCUGGAAAACCGUGCUCGCCGCUCGAAUAUACGACUGGUUGGCCUCCCAGAGUCAAAAGAAGGAUUGGAUAUGUGUGUUUUUUUGGAGAGAUGGAUUCCAACGACGCUCGGGGAACGCAACUUUCCACAACCUCUGGUGAUUGAAAGGGCACACAGAGUUGGCCGAAUGUGGAAUAACGGUACUGCUUCGGGAUCACAAGAUCCCACUGUGCGACCCAGAGCAGUGGUUAUGAAGCUCCUCAACUACGCUGACAAGGUCCGUAUUAUGAAUGCAGCCCGAAGCGCAGGCAACGUGCUCGUAGAUGGAAGAAAAGUUAUGUUUUUCCCGGAUCUAUCCUCCGAGUUACUUAAGAAGAGAAAGCUGUUUGAUGCCGUGAAGAGGGACCUAGCUGGUCUAAAACUUCAGGAUCUGCGCUACGGGUUAGUCCAUCCAGCUACACUGCUUGUGACUAUCAGGGGAAGACGCCACACGUUUGAAAAAGCGGAGGCAGCUGAGACUUUUGUGCGAAGGCUGAGGCAGGAGAGGAGCGGGACGUCAGCGGAGGACGCGGAGUAG
Molecule: messenger RNA, 618 nt
Organism: Knipowitschia caucasica
Lineage: Eukaryota; Metazoa; Chordata; Actinopteri; Gobiiformes; Gobiidae
Source: the annotation of a GenBank genome assembly